Messenger RNA from Nematocida parisii ERTm1, 831 nucleotides. RefSeq lists its product as uncharacterized. The record is from RefSeq and is a predicted model, not a curated record. NCBI's taxonomy places the organism in Eukaryota, Fungi, Microsporidia. Gene Ontology annotation, molecular function: protein serine/threonine phosphatase activity. The transcript has a single exon. The coding region runs from base 1 to 708 and encodes 235 amino acids.
AUGUUUAUGAAUUUCAUUUUCAAACUAAAAAAUCUAAAGAAUAUGAAAGCCAAAAGCUCAAAACAACAUAACUCAGAUGAGCCGAUCAUGGAAAAAAGCACUCAGUGGGAUGCUCUGGUUAGUGUUCCCUGCGUGCGCCGGUACAUUAAGUCUUUAAGCAUUUGGAGCUUUCUGAACAACUACGAGAUAAAUCUUUCAAAAAAGAAGUAUCUUGUUCUAGGCCUUGAGGGAGUUAUUCUUUGCUCCUCAAUCACACCACCAAAGAACAGGGUAGACCACAUAGUGCAGUAUAAAAUAAACAAUUCUGUGUGCUCACACUUUGUGGUGUUUCGGCCCAUGCUGGAGAACUUUCUUCAGAUGGUCUCUGAGUGGUACACAAUUAUUCUGUAUACAACAAAGGAAAAGGAAUUUGCUGAUGGUGUGGCAGACUACUUAGAAAGAGGAGGGCCUAUAUUUGAGAAGAGAUUGUAUAGAAAUGACUGCGACUAUGCAGAGGGCCAACUAUUGCUAGACCUGGACAAAGUGUCAACCGAUCUUUCGUGUGUAGUUGUACUGGACUACAGAUUUGGCCCCCAUACAAACACGCUUCCAAUUGAAAGAUUCAUCGGCGGCAUGAAAGACCGAAAUCUUCUGUCAAGUGCUCUUAUUCUUGAUAGCCUUCGAUUCUGCUCUGACGUUCGAAGUAUUUUAGAGCUGGCACACCUAUAAAUAGAUCUUAUUAUGCGCACUCACAAACAAUUUUAUGGCCCAUUAUUAACAGAUACAUAUUAAACAAACUUAAACCAGAGCUAUUUUUCAUAAUAAAGUAUAAUAUAUACGUUUGUAUAUCCC